UCCGCACGUGGGCGCAGCUUCCGGCGGCUCCGCGCAGCAUGUUCGGAGGGCGGGACAGUCCUUUCUUCCUGGACACUUCCGACAUUUGGUGGCAACGCCCACUGUCCCUGGAAGCAGAGGAGGUGUCCUGGGACGUGACAGAGAUGGCAGCUUUGUGUAAGGCAGCAGAUGACAACUCAGACCUGAGCCACCUGGAGGAGAACAGCAAGGAGGAGUUGGCUGUGCCGGACCCGGAGCUGGAAGCCAUCAAAGCCAAAUUGCAGGAGAUUGAGAAGGAGGACGAGAAGCUGAAGGAGUUGCAGCUGGAAGCUGAGAGCCACCUGUUUAUGAGCUCAGAGGCAGGUCUCUUCCCAAAGACAGCCAAGGAGAAGGUGGAAGCUGACCAGCGAUCCAUUUACGUGGGCAAUGUGGAUUAUGGGGGUACGGCAGAGGAGCUGGAGUCUCACUUCAACAGCUGUGGGCAGAUCAACCGGGUCACCAUCCUCUGUGACAAGUUCUCGGGGCACCCCAAAGGGUACGCCUACAUCGAGUUCGAGGAGAAGAGCUCUGUGAAGGCUGCGGUGGAGCUGGACGAGAGCACCUUCAGGGGACGGGUCAUUAAGGUGCUUCCCAAGAGGACCAACAUGCCCGGCAUCAGCACCACUGACCGUGGGGGCUACCGGGGCCACUACCAAGGCCGGUGGGGAGGCUACUAUGGAGGGCAGCACCCCAGGGUGCGAGGGAGAAUAUACAGGGGUCGGGCAAGGCUGCUGCCUUGGUAUUUUCCAUACUAGAGAGGACUGGACUGCCCUGGUGAUGCCAACGGGACUGAAAAGAGAUUGGGCGAGAUUUAAAAAAUGCCUACCCAAGCCAAAAACCAGAUUAAUUUAAAAAAUGCCAUCUGCCUGGCUGUGAGGAUUUACUGGUGAGCCCUGUGCCAGGCUGUGGGAGGGAAGAUGGAAUCUGAACCCUCCUGCCAGAAUCCCAGGAGGGGGCUCAUCUCACCUCAGCUCUGCUCAGGGGACUGUGUUUGCAUCGAGAACAGGCUCAUUCCAGAGAACACUGUCCUGGGAAGGGAAGAGCUCUCCCAGACCGUUGUCUCCUUCUCAUCCCAUGGA
Empidonax traillii (willow flycatcher) is the source of this 1097-nucleotide messenger RNA. It is a transcript of the gene PABPN1L, whose product is annotated as poly(A) binding protein nuclear 1 like, cytoplasmic. The record is from RefSeq and is a predicted model, not a curated record. The transcript has 8 exons. Lineage: Eukaryota; Metazoa; Chordata; Aves; Passeriformes; Tyrannidae. Gene Ontology annotation, molecular function: RNA binding. Bases 39 to 773 code for a protein of 244 amino acids.